AUUUUUCUCUUUUCUUUUUUCUUCUUACUUUCUUUUUUUUAUAUUAAACUCCCAUUAUGUUUUCUCUAUAUGAUGAUCUUCCUGCUCCCAAAUCGAAGACUGAUGAAGAGUCAAAUUCAAAUGCAACACAACAAACGACUUCACAGAAUGGCAGCAAUACAGCGUCAUCGUCAACAACAGCAACAACAAAAUCUGCUCCAACCGGUUGGUCCAAUAUACAACAAUUUAGACCAGUGAUGCGAAAACCAACUAUUCAAGCCAAACCAAAACUCUUCAAACCGGUUAUUCCGUCUGGUGCCACGAUUGUAUCCACUACCACCGUCAGCAAAGAAACGCCUUCCUCAACAUCUAAUAUACCUUCAAAUUCAUCAACCUCAAAACCAACUACUUCCAACAAUACAAAAUCUUCUACCAUUCUUCCAUUACAUACUAAAUCGUAUGUAUCCACAGCUGACGAUGUUAAUGGUUUUCGCCAAAACAAGAAAAAGGGCAAACAAGGUAAAUCAAACCAACAGAAUCAAGGUCCUCCACCAAUUGAUCUUUUUGAAGAUUAUGAUCCAAUGCGACCAACUGACUAUGAACAAUACAAAGAAGAACAAGAAAUUAUCAGACAGCAAGAAGAAAGACAACGAAGAUCAAGACGUUCAAGUUAUUCCUCAGAUGAAUCCUCCCGAUCUCGUUCACCAAGUCCUAGACGACCUACACGUGGAUAUGCUCCACCACCAGAUUUGUAUACUACUACAUCCUCAACAUCACCAACACGUAGUCGAUCUAGACAUCACUCACGGUCUCCAUCACCAACAUCAAAAUAUGGGCCAAGAUAUAUUCACCGUUCACCAUCACCUCAAUCAAUUUCAACAAAUACUCACGAUACACCAACUGUCCAUGAAUCUGGCGAUGAUGCCUACAACAGAAGAGUAAUGCUUGCUCAACAACAACAGCAACAACAACAACAACAACAACAACAACAAAAUCCAAGAUCAAUGGAUGGAAGUACGGCAUGGAAAAUGAUGAACAAGUAUGGUUGGCAAGAAGGACAAGGAUUAGGCAGAGAUGAAGAUGGGAUUCGGGAAGCCUUACAAGUUCAAGCUCGUGGAGAUGGUAGUGGUGUGAUCUUACCUAUGCAACAACAGCAACAACAACAACAGAGGCAACAGCAACGUCAACUUAAUAAUAGCCGAGUGAUUGUUUUAAAGAAUAUGGUGGGCCCUGGUGAAGUGGAUGAUUUGCUAGAACAGGAAACAGCAGAUGAAUGUGCCAAGUAUGGACAAGUGGAACAGUGUCUUAUCUAUGAAGUACCUGAUGGUCGAGUUAGGGACGAUGAAGCCGUUCGAAUCUUUAUCAAGUUCUCCAAUCCUCAAUCGGCCAUGACUGCCAUUGGUGAUAUGCAUGGACGGUAUUUUGGUGGUCGUGUGGUCUCAGCAGAAAUCUAUGAUCAAGAUCGUUUUGACAAGUUAGAUCUAGCUCCAUGAACAUUUUAACAAAUAGUCAUUGUAGUUAUUAUUAAAUAAAUGUGGUGAUGAUAUAAUGAUGAUAGAAC
Halteromyces radiatus is the source of this 1540-nucleotide messenger RNA. RefSeq lists its product as uncharacterized. Lineage: Eukaryota; Fungi; Mucoromycota; Mucoromycetes; Mucorales; Cunninghamellaceae. Gene Ontology annotation, biological process: mRNA cis splicing, via spliceosome. The transcript has 6 exons. The record is from RefSeq and is a predicted model, not a curated record. Gene Ontology annotation, cellular component: precatalytic spliceosome. Bases 57 to 1472 code for a protein of 471 amino acids. Gene Ontology annotation, molecular function: nucleic acid binding.